GUUCUCACAGCGAUUUUGUUUAGGUUUAUCAUUAUCAUUCAUUGUUAAUUUGAGUGUCAUCUGUAUAGUACAACACAGCCAUCAGCCUUGACAUGUUUUGAUAACCCUUCCGGUACGAAAGCUCACUAUUGACAAUUGAUCGCUGUGCGAGAUGGAUGGCACAUUGAUAGUUAAACAUGGCAAAACUUUCGAAGAUAUCUUGGAUAUCGUGGGCAAUUUCGGCCGCGCCCAGGCCAUUAUUCUGUUCUUCGCGAUUGCGUUGGAGGCUACCGCUGGCCUGGUCGUCUACUAUUUCAUGUUCGAGGGGGGAAACCCUGGAUUCCAAUGCUCCAACAUUGGAUCUUCCGACUUUUUUACUACGGCGCCAAUGACAGUUGAAUUUGAUGCUGCAACGACGGUGGUGCUUCCUAAUGAUACUUAUGCGGUCCUUCCCUCGUCAUCCUUGCCCCUCCUGGCCAAUGAGACACUGAACAAGUGCCCGAAGCAGGGGGUCUGUGAGAAUAUUACCUUCUCGGAUGCAUACACAUCAGCUGUAACAGAGUGGGGUCUGGUGUGCACAGAGCGUUAUGUGCCGCGGCUCAUCAUCAGUUUGAUGUUUGUGGGGCUCCUUAUAGGGGCGCUGGUCGGCGGUCAGCUGGCGGACAUGUACGGGAGGAAGUGGACUCUCAUAGCCUCCUGGAUUCUCCUGAUGGCCACCCACUCCUUUGGCGCUUUGGCUCACACCUGGCCCCUCUACGCUGUGAUCAGGACUUUCGCGGGAAUAUUCUGCGGUUCCAUCGCGACCGUUGCCGGUAUCCUUCCAAUGGAAUUCGUUGGUCCAAAAUGGCGGCCAUUCAUCACGUGCCGUUUCGGAUGGCGAAUAGGAAACCUCAUCCUUGUGCUUUUAGCCUACUUCAUCCCUGCGUGGCGACACCUGGUGGUAGCUAGUGGACUUAUCAUGUUUCCUGUUAUGGUGCUAGCAAUUUUUUUCAUGCCUGAAAGUUCUCGGUGGCUCAUACAGAAGCAGAGGUACGAAGACGCAAUGAAGGUGCUAACCUCCAUUGCCCGACUUAACAGGAAGGAAAAGCCAGAUAUGACCCUACUUCAUAAAGUGGGCGAAAGGUGCAAGGCCGAGGCUGAAUACCGGUACACGUUCUUUGAUCUGUUCAGAACCAAGAAGUAUGCAGCGCAGACUCUAACUGUAAUGACUGGCUGGUUCGUCAGCAACACCACUACGUACGCGAUACAAUCGCAGAUUUCCUCAGACCUGGUGGGUAAUAUCUACCUCAAUGUGUUGAUAGCUUGCCUGCUGAACACUGUCACAGUGGCGGUAGCAGCAUUUGUAUUUACAAGAAUCGGCCGCCGAAUUUCCUACCCAGUGACCAUGGUCUACCCGGUGCUGGCCAUGUUCACUAUCCUUGUCAUGGACUUGACAGGGUACAUGGUAGGCCGAGAGAUGGUGAGGACUCUCCUAGCACUCACUAGCUAUGGGGUUAUAGCUACCUCGUGGCAGGUUGAUCUGCUCUACUGCUCGGAGGCAUAUCCAACUCUCGUCAGAAACAUCGCGACUGGUGCCGGUAAUAUGGCAGCUAGAUUAGGCGGUAUACUGGCCCCACAGAUAGGCCUUCUGGGUGUCUUCCAUCCUUCUAUUCCCUAUGCAAUCAUCGGUUUCCUUGCGAUUCUGGCCUCUGUCUUGAUGUAUGUGGUCAUGCCAGAAACCAAGGGAAAGCCACUACCAGAGGACCUGCCACCAAGAAGGAAGAAAUCAAACAAAAAGACAUACAUGGACUGUAACUUUAAUGGGGAAGAGAAACAAACGGACGAGACUGCUUUGAAUAUGUUGUAACAAGAUUAGGCUACCCCUAUCAGUUAGUAUGUUAGUAUACACAGUAUGUCCAGGUUUCAAAAGCUGGGCCUUUGUUUUGUGCAAACUCAUAACAGGUGCAUGGUCAUCAGACAACAACAACAAUUAAGUUACUGAAGUGUAUGGCUGGCGCGAGUGGACUGAAUUCAAAAUAAUGCCACGGCAUGAAUUGGAAUUGUGGUGCACCAUAAAUCGACGAAUGAAAACCUCAGAUCUCGUGAAUUAUGCCGCCAUUGGAUGCCGCCAUUAAUCGCAAUUGGAAUUGAUGAGGAUGAAAAAUAUGCUUUAUGAAGGAAUCAUCUCAAUGUAAUGUAGAGUAAAGUCAACAGAAACGAUUUAUUUUCGUUUUGGGGAGGAUUUAGUUUUUUUGUCAAAAUUACGGCGUGUUAGCCUUUUGGCUUCAUUGUUAUUUAUACAGUUCAAUGUCUCCAUGAUGCAGAGGAGCUGGCGUUGGGCUGGCACGGACUAUAUUUAAGUCUGUCAUGGCUGGCUGAUUUACUAUACAGAUGACACUCACAUAAAAAAAAAUGAAAUAAAUAAAUACCUGGACUAAUAGACAGGAAAAUUGAUCGGCUACAACCAUAACCACUGACAGAAAUAUAGUGGUUAGUUCACAAGUGAUCAGUUCAAUCCCAAUGCCAACCACUGGCAAUCAACUCAAGGAUUGACCAUAGGCACCCCAUUUCGGCUAUAACUUGAAACCUUAUGAAGUAAAUGCCAAUUUCAAUGGUGGGAGUCUGGUAAACUAAGAACUGACUCACACCCUUGACAUUGGCGUUUACUUUAUUUUGAAGGCGUUCUAAUUGCUUUAAGAUUUCAAGUUAUAGCCAAAAUGGUGGUACGUAUGGUCAACCCUUAAAACAAACUAAACUGUAAGGACCGCCAGUUUUGACGAAAUCAGUAUAAAGGCACCUUGGCCUGUUCAAUGCAUACAUGUAGUAUACCGGGGGCGGUCAUGCUUUAAAUUGAUGAACCGGUCUGAGAUUGGUGAGUCUAGAGUAUCGGCAAACAGUUAGUGAACUUCGAUUUCGAAGAGAAUAUCGAUCUCCUACGUAUCUCCGCCGAAUGCUGGUUUGUGAUCUAAAUAAGUAACAGUGAACAACACCGAUUGGCCGAGGGUAUCGGCCUACAUUGUAUCGUAUGCUGUAUUUACUGUACACUAGUAUUCACUGUUCCCAAAUGUUAAUGUUAGAUUUCUUCUGUACUUGUAAAUAUUAAGAUACGUAGGAGAUCGAUAUUCUCUUCGAAAUCGAAGUUCACUAACUGUUUGCCGAGGAUGGUUUCGGCCAAGACUUCGUUAUCGAGGUUCCAGAGGUGAGUGCUCAGGGGCACAGAGCACUCAUCCACCACCCGCUCCCAAAACUGUUCGCGGUUCGCACUAAAUCCGCUGCACUCACCAAAGAAAUGGACGUGCGGGUCAUUGAAAGACUUUAGACAUCGUGAGCACUCAGUACUUAUUGCUGUUGCUGAUAUCUAGAGCGUAACGUAGGCCUAUUUACGCAAUUAGAAAUUUUCUUAUAUUCAAUUAAAAAUUUUAAACUUUUAACAAGUGGCGGAGGCCUUUAAUAAGAAUGCAGGUGUAAAAGGAAUGGACGUCCUAGGAAUGCAGGACCCCAUAUAAUAGCUAUGUAUUGUCAACGAAUGUGGUUAUUGGUUGGGUUAGGGUUAGCUACAUAAUCUUCAACAAAGGAACUCGGCAAUUCUAUUCACUUUUAACAAAAGGAACAGACUUAGAUUCCGCGGGGACUUGCAUUUCUUUUACACCGGGCCAACAUGUAGCG
Molecule: messenger RNA, 3624 nt
Organism: Lineus longissimus
Lineage: Eukaryota; Metazoa; Nemertea; Pilidiophora; Heteronemertea; Lineidae
Product: solute carrier family 22 member 15-like
Exons: 8
Coding region: 152-1825 (557 amino acids)
Biological process (GO): transmembrane transport
Cellular component (GO): membrane
Molecular function (GO): transmembrane transporter activity
Source: RefSeq, a predicted model, not a curated record